Molecule: messenger RNA, 2161 nt
Organism: Vigna radiata var. radiata (mung bean)
Lineage: Eukaryota; Viridiplantae; Streptophyta; Magnoliopsida; Fabales; Fabaceae
Product: phosphoglycerate mutase-like protein 1
Exons: 10
Coding region: 160-984 (274 amino acids)
Cellular component (GO): cytoplasm
Molecular function (GO): phosphatase activity
Source: RefSeq, a predicted model, not a curated record
UUGUCUACGUUUCAGAAAGCCACCUGACGUUGGUUGAAUUGUAGAUAUGUUAUAAUCAAAACCAUAUAUUUUUCUUUAGCUAGAAAAGAACUUAGGCUUUUUAAGUCCUUUUCCCCCUUUAUGCUGUUGUGUUGGCUUGCAACUUUUGGGGAUUAAGGUAUGGAUAGUGCUGCAGGUCAAAUUCUCUAUCCUUUGCACCGUUGCAAAACUGUUCAUCUGGUUAGACAUGCUCAGGGAGUUCAUAAUGUUGCAGGAGAGAAGAACCAUGAUGAAUACAUGUCUUACGAUUAUUUUGAUGCACACCUAACCCCUCUCGGUUGGAACCAGGUUGAUAAUCUGCGAAAACAUGUGAAGGCAACAGGACUUUCGAAAACUGUCGAACUUGUUGUGGUUUCCCCAUUGUUAAGGACCAUGCAAACAGCAGUUGGAGUCUUUGGUGGUGAAGUAUACACUGAUGGGAUUAGUGAACAACCUCUUAUGAUGGAAAAUGUCGGACACAGUGAUCAUCUUGCAGUUUCUAGUCUGAACUGCCCUCCAUUUAUAGCGGUGGAGCUUUGCCGAGAGCAAAUAGGAGUUCAUCCUUGUGAUAAGAGAAGAACCAUCAGCGAGUACCGGAAUAUGUUUCCAGCAAUUGAUUUUUCACUUAUUGAGAAUGAGGAAGACAUUUUGUGGAAACCCGACGUCAGAGAGAAGGUAGAAGCAGUUUCUGCUAGGGGCCUGAAGUUUUUGGAAUGGUUGUGGACACGUAAAGAGAAGGAGAUAGCAAUUGUUACCCACAGCAGUUUUCUGUUUAAUACCCUUCGUGCUUUUGGAAACGAUUGUCAUCCCAACAUAAAGAGUGAAAUACGAAAACACUUUACUAAUUGUGAGCUGCGUUCAAUGGUCAUCAUUGAUAGAGGUAUGAUUGGAUCAAGUGAAUCAACAACUAACUUUCCUGGCAAGAUUCCUCGUGGCCCUGAUGUUCCCAGUGAAGCUGCAGACUAAACAUUCUGGGAUUAGGCGGAACAAACUGGAAUUUUCAUUAGUAUAAUAUGAUUCCUUCUUACUUGCAUUUACUAGCAAGGAUUCAAUUUUUUGUUGACCGGAACAAACUCAAUCAUAUGACGAUUUUCAAAAUUCCUUUUUCCGGGCAUAAAACAUUGGUAAAGUUAGGUGCUAGAUUUGAAGAUGAUAAGCAGGAUGUGAGACAGGAUUUUCCGAUUAUAUCCAAGUAUGUUGUAAAUAUGUAUACUUGCUAUAUUUGCCGGGCUAUGUAGUAGAGUUAAUUAAAUCACUUUUACGAAAAUAAUACUUUGACACGGCUGAAUUAUUUGACACUCAUUUGAUACGGGGUGGGGUGAGGUCUACUUUGUGUUAAUGGCAGUAGGGUUAAUUUUGUCAUUUUGGAGUGAUGGAAUAACUGUAAAUGAAAUUGUGCGUUUUGAAGCAAAGCAGCUACACAAUUUGGGUGAGAUUCUCAUUGCACUAAUUUCACUUUUGCAAAGGCGGGAUCAUUGUUCGUUAAAGGGCAAGGAUGGGUUGAUAGAGAAGGCGAGAUUUUGGGCGGUGCAACUUAAUUGGUGGACGUGAUCGGACGGUGGGCGGUGCUUCUUCUUCCUUUCUUCUUUUCUCUUUAUAAUGCGAGAAUUUGGGCAGUGCUACUUAAUCGAUAGGUGCACAUGAUUGGAAGGUGGUCGGUGCUUCUUCUUCCUUUGUUCUUUUGUCUUCAUUUGUGUAUCUUUUGUUUUCUUUAUGCUUCAUUUUCGGAAACCCUAGACUAAAAUGGGCAAGGUUUGAUAAAGAUGAGGUUGAGCAAUUCUCGCUAGGGUGGGUUGAUAGAGACAUGCUAGGAGAUUUAGGUCUGUCUCACAUUGUAUGCUUCGUCUUCCUUUCUUGUUUUGUCUUCAUUUGGUUGUUUAUCUUUCAUUUUCUUUUUGCUGGAUUUUGGAAAACCCUAGGCUAAAGGGGGCAAGGUUUUAUAGGGAACGCGAGAAGGAAUUGAAGCUGCCUGGAAAAGAGCAUAUAAAGAUGCUCCUGAAGGUUUAGUGCUAGAAAUAAAUAAGUGUGUCAAGUGUAGGGUGUAGUGAAUGAAGUGAAUGAAAUAAGUAGGGUGAUGGUUGAAGAAUAAUUGUUUAUAUAUCAUUUUAAUGUCUUUAGCUGAUGUAGUCAAUAAAAUUUAUGA